This is a messenger RNA of Paramecium octaurelia, 1704 nucleotides long. The record is from the annotation of a GenBank genome assembly. Lineage: Eukaryota; Ciliophora; Oligohymenophorea; Peniculida; Parameciidae.
AUGGAAGAAGAUAAUUAAUUUAAUGAGGAUUUUAUUCGCGUCUAGGGUUUAUACAGAAGAGCCUGGUAACUUAGACACGCACAAAAGAUUAGAAUAAGAUAACUAAUGGAUAUGUAUAAAGCAUAACUAUUGAUUAUUUGCCCUAAAGUCUAUGGUUUUUAAUGUAAAUUGCAAAGCUUAUUGCCUAAUCCUACUGACAAUAAAAAACUCUUGAAGAAGAUUGCAAAGUAUUAAUGGGUUCAAAUAUAUUUCUAUGACUUAAAAUUUUAAUCUUUUAUUCAUUAGGAUUAUUGCACUUAUCUAAUUUAUAAUAAAAUACCUAUUCCAAAUGGUAGAUACGAAAAUUAAUUUUAAACAGAUAUUUUUAAUUUUUUUCAAGACAAAGUUUGCCAAUUUAUAAUACAGAUUAAUGCAGGUUUUUAUGAAAGUUUGAUUUUAUAAGACAUAAAUUCUCAAUAUUACUGUGAAGAAUAAGUAGAUAAUUUUGAUUACAAUAAUCUUGUAGAGUAUUUAAGUUACAAUUUAGAUGAUAUUCUAUCAGAAGAAUAAGAAUACAUGAUUGAACAUCACAUGAGAGAAGUUGUCUCAGAAAUAAUAAAAAUAGAGUAUUUAGCCGUAGUCGAUUUCAUACAACAAAACUAUAGCGAUCUUAUAACAAAUACUGAAAUUAAACUCUCCUAAUAAUACCCUGACUCAUUUUGUUAUAGCAAUUUUGGUCAUGGUUUCUAUGAAUUAAAUUCUAGAAAAAAUAAAAAAAAUAAAAUAUAACGAAUUCAAGAAUGUUAAGAUGUAAGCAAACUUAAUUUCGGCAUCUACUACACUCAAGUAAAGAAGACAAUCAUUAUUCUUGAAAUAGCAGCUAAAUAUAAAAUAGCCUACAUAAUCAAUUAUUUUGACCAUUAUAGAAAACAAUCAUCCAUAUUUGAAAAAAUAGAAGACUUCAAAAUUUACAAAAUAAAUACUAUAAAACUAAAUGUUGAAGAGGCUUAUGAACUUAUUAAGUAUCUAAAAUAUAAAAAUCGUUCUUGUAAACAGCUUUGGAAAGAAACUAUAUAAUUUUAUAAACAAUAGGACUUUGAUGAGUUCACUCAGUUUUUAGAAAUGAAGGAAUAAAAUUAUUAUUAAACUUUGGACGAUAUAACAAGAUUCAUUUCUACAAUUUCUCCUCAAUCAAAUAACUAUUAAGAAAUCUAUUCUUAAGCAUUAGUUUCAAAAAUACAAUAGAAUUAAAGUUAUAAUUUGGAUCUGAUACCAAUUAUAGAGUUUGAUUACGAUCUAAAGAAACUUGUAAAAUCUCAAAUUCAAAAUGCUGCUAUUUUAGAAGAUCAAUAAAAGCUAACAAUUGGAGUAGUUAUUUACUUAGAUCAAACUCAAACCAUUCUUUUUGUGAAAGAUGCUAACAAUUUGGUAAUGCCUAAUGAUUCCAGUUUAGAGUUUUCUGAAAAAGAAACAAUUCUCAUUACUAAUCCAAAUGUUCAUGGCGAAGAGUUUCAAGAUUUUUACUUCCAGAUUAAAAAAACUAAAAUGGACAAAAAGAACAUUAUUAUUUUUGAUGUAAAUACAAAAGCAAUUUAAUCGUCUGUUGCCUAAUUUUAUGUGACAUUAAUACUCUAAAAGACUGAAAAUGGUUAGUUGAGAAAUAUUUAGAAGUUUUUGGAAUUAAAAACCACUGCUUGGACUAACAUUUUAAAGAUUUUAGGGUGA